Molecule: messenger RNA, 1218 nt
Organism: Knipowitschia caucasica
Lineage: Eukaryota; Metazoa; Chordata; Actinopteri; Gobiiformes; Gobiidae
Source: the annotation of a GenBank genome assembly
AUGACCUAUUCGAAAAUGAAAGGUUUAGUCAGUUUUUUCUCAGCUCUCCUCAAAGGAAAGAAGGGGGGCUUCACUGACUUCGUUCACAAAAUAGUGUCCAGCCAGCAGUUCUGCCAGAGAUCAGAUACACAGAAGCUCCUCCGCAGUCAGGGCAAGUUGAGGAGGCGGCAGGAGAAAUGCACACUGGACUCAACCGACCACGAAACUGCGCUAAUGAAACCGUCUGACUUUGAUUAUCUCAAACUCAUCGGAAAGGGAAGUUUUGGAAAGGUGCUUCUGGCAAGACACAGGACCCAGGGAGGAUACUACGCAGUGAAAGUGCUACAGAAGGAUUUGAUCGUGAAAAGGAGAGAGCAGCGGCACGUGAUGGUGGAGAGGAGCGUCCUGCUGAAGGGACUGGACCAUCCUUUUUUAGUCGGGCUUCACUUUUCGUUUCAAACACCCAACACGCUCUACUUCGUCUUGGACUACGUCAAUGGAGGAGAGCUUUUCUUCCAUCUUCAAAGAGAGGGGUCCUUUCCUGAGCCGAGGUCGUCUUUCUAUGCAGCGGAGAUGGCAUUGGCUCUUGGCUACCUUCACUCUCUGAAAAUAGUUUACAGGGAUCUGAAACCUGAAAACAUCUUGCUGGACUGUGACGGUCAUGUGAUGCUGACAGACUUUGGGCUGUGUAAAGAGGGCGUGGCCAUGGGCGGAGUCAUGCACACGUUCUGUGGGACACCCGAGUACUUGGCCCCCGAGGUGCUCCAGGGGCAGCCCUACAGCCCCACAGUCGACUGGUGGAGCCUCGGCAGCGUCCUGUUCGAGAUGCUCUUUAGCCUGCCUCCAUUUUAUAGUCAAAACAAAGCCGACAUGUUUGAAAAUAUUCUUCACGCUCCUCUGAAAGUUCCCGCCGGUGCGUCAAAAGCAGCUCGUUCUCUGUUAGAACGGCUCUUGGACAGAGACGUGACCACGCGGUUAGGGUGCACUGCUGACAUGGCUGAUAUCCAGGAUCACCCCUUUUUUGAAUCUCUGGACUUUGACGAACUCUUAGCCAAGAAGAUCAAACCUCCAUUCAUUCCAAAUGUGUCUGGCCCUUGUGACAUCUGCUACAUUGAUCCAGAGUUCACGUUACAGCCGCUGCCCGCGUCUGUGGGUGUAAAUGGAAGGACACAGCCAGGGGGCGCCAGUGAGGUCUUCUCCGGAUUCUCCUACAUGAACCCUACAGAGAUUACCUCAUAA